GAGUGGGUUACCCAAAAGGUGUUACAGUUACCGAUAAAGGUGGUAUAAAACAAUUGGUAGCUUCUGUGCGGAUGAUCAUUGCCUUAAACUCAUUCGACAAUAACGGUUCUUGCGUUUGCCUCUCGCCCCCUAAACAAAGUGCGGAAUAAAAAUACGUUUCGGAAUUGACAGCCUUUCACCAUGAAAUACCUUUGUUUGCUGGUGACAAUGGCAAUCAGUGCUACCGUUUGCGCUGGAGCUGCCAUUGGUGAAGAGAAUAUUUGUAAACUUCCCGGUUUCUUUGCUAUAUCGGAUAACUCGGUCCACUAUUACGGGUGUUAUGCCAACAAAUAUGGGGGUUUAACUAAAGUAGAUCUGACGUGCGCUAAUGGUCAGGUGUUUGAUUCUCGCAAAGGUCUUUGCAUGAUUAAGACUCCGACUGCUGGGGAGGAUGAAGAAAAUCCUACCAUACCACCAGACGUAGAGAAUCCCACAAUUCCUACAAAAAGUACAACUGACGACAAUGUGGAGAAUCCAACAAUCCCCACUUCCUCAUCCACUAAGCCACCAACUGACUUUGAGGAUACGACAACAGAGAAACCAGAAGAACCUCCAACCACUCCUAAACCCGAGGAGCCUCCAACCACUCCCAAAGCUCCUGAGACAACGGAAGAUGAAACCACUGAAAAGCCCGAGGAACCUCCAACUACUCCCAAAUCUCCGGAAACUACAGAGGAUGUGACUACCGAGAAACCAGAGGAACCUCCAACUACUCCCACCACCACAAAAGCACCUGAAACCACAGAGGAUGUGACUACCGAGAAACCAGAGGAACCUCCAACUACUCCCACCACAACAAAAGCACCUGAGACCACAGAGGAUGUGACUACCGAGAAACCCGAGGAACCUCCAACUACUCCCACCACAACCAAAACACCAGAAACCACAGAGGAUGUGACUACCGAGAAACCAGAGGAACCUCCAACUACUCCCACCACUACAAAAGCACCUGAGACCACAGAGGAUGUGACUACCGAGAAACCCGACGAACCUCCAACUACUCCCACCACAACCAAAGCACCAGAAACCACAGAAGAUGUGACUACCGAGAAGCCAGAGGAACCUCCAACUACUCUCCCCACUACAAAAGCACCUGAAACCACAGAGGAUGUGACUACUGAGAAAACUGAAGAACCUCCAACUACUACCGCAGUUCCUGAAACAACAGCAGAAGUUACCACAGAAAAGCCUGAUGAACCUCCCACGACUCCCCAUGAGACCACUGAGGAAGUGUCCACUGACUCUACUACUGAAGGACAUCCCGAAACAACUACGAUCAAAAACCCAGAAGACACUACCACAACUCCUGAAAAUAGUGAAACUACCGAAGAUGGCAAUUCGACAACAGGAAGACCAGAAGAAGAUUCAACUACCACGGAAGGUAGUGAAACUACAGAUUCAGGUAAUACAACAACGUCCGAAGAGAACUCGACCACCCCCGAACAUAAUGAAACUACCGAUGAGGGAAACACAACCACCGAUAAACCGGACGACGACUCCACCACAACAGAACGCAAUGAGACAACCGAAAAAGAUACCACCGAAAAUUCAACAACUCCAGAAGCUAGUGAAACUACCGAGGACGGCAGCACGACAACGGACGGCUCCUCAACAACAGAAAGUGGCACAACCACUGAUAGUGGAAAUACAACCACACCAGGUGGCGGCAAUGACUAUGUCUGUCCAUCCGUAGGAUUCUUCCCCAAAGACGAAGAGUGCAAUAAAUUCUACGUUUGUGCUGAAAUUAACGAUGAAGUUUUUCCUUUUCUGGUAGAGUGUCCCAAAGGCCAAAACUAUAACCCCGAAGGCGGUUAUUGUACAAAAUCGUACGAUUGUACCGACGGCACUACUGCCCAGCCUUCCACAACUGAUAGUUAGGUGAUCGGCAAUAGGUUGGCUUCGUCAAAAUCCUUCGUAUCACAGACGUCCCUUUGAUUUAAUACAUAUAUCUAUUUUUUAAUAAAUAAAUAAUAAUAGUUCUAGCCAAUGCUU
Messenger RNA from Stomoxys calcitrans (stable fly), 2031 nucleotides. Its product is annotated as mucin-2. Gene Ontology annotation, cellular component: extracellular region. Gene Ontology annotation, molecular function: chitin binding. The coding region runs from base 181 to 1917 and encodes 578 amino acids. The transcript has a single exon. The record is from RefSeq and is a predicted model, not a curated record. Lineage: Eukaryota; Metazoa; Arthropoda; Insecta; Diptera; Muscidae.